This is a messenger RNA of Terrapene triunguis (Three-toed box turtle), 952 nucleotides long. Its product is annotated as zinc finger protein 239-like. The record is from RefSeq and is a predicted model, not a curated record. The transcript has a single exon. NCBI's taxonomy places the organism in Eukaryota, Metazoa, Chordata, Testudines, Emydidae. Gene Ontology annotation, biological process: regulation of transcription by RNA polymerase II. Gene Ontology annotation, molecular function: RNA polymerase II cis-regulatory region sequence-specific DNA binding; DNA-binding transcription factor activity, RNA polymerase II-specific. The annotation marks the transcript as partial.
AUGCUCUGUCCUGGAACCCCCCGAGAAGACGCAUGCCACAGAUGUGGGGGAAGCUUCCAGCAGAGCUCGGUGCCUCCAGAACAUCCGAGCAGGACCGCCCAUCGAUGUCUCCGCUGUGGGAAAAGCUUCCGCUGGAGAUCACAUCUUCUGAGACAUCAGACGGUGCACAAGGGUGGGAAAAGCUCCAGCCCCCGCGCAGCCCGCGCCAUCCAGCAGAGAAUCCUCUCGGGGCAGAAACCCUGCCAGUGCCCCGACUGCGGGAGACGCUUUGAUCGGAGGUCGACCCUCAUGGCACAUCAGAGGCUUCACACAGGAGAGAGACCCUACAAAUGCCCCGAAUGCGGGAAAGGCUUCAUGCAGCAGUCACAUCUGGUGCGGCACCGGGGGAUCCACGCUGGGGUCAAGCCCUGUGUCUGUGCCGACUGCGGGAAGAGCUUCGUCAAGACCUGGAACCUGCCCAAACACCAGCGCUGCCACUCGGGGCAGAGACCCCGUCAAAGUGUUGAGGGUAGGGAAAGCGUCCGUCUGCGCUCACACCUGUCUCACCAGGAGGGAGCUGACAGCACGGCCCUGCUAGAGCACGUCACAGCAGAGAGACCCUACCGCUGCCUCGACUGCGGCAGGAUGUUUAGCCGGAGCACGGACCUGCUGGUCCACCGGAGUAACCACACGGCUGAGCAACCCUACAAGUGUCCGGACUGCGGGAAGGGCUUCUGUGUACGCUUCAACCUGAUGGUGCACCGGAGAGUCCACACGGGCGAGCGACCCUACCUGUGUCCCGACUGCGGGAAGGGCUUCAGCCGGCGCUCCAGCCUCACGGCUCACCGGAGAGUCCACACGGGCGAGCGUCCCUACCCGUGUCCUGACUGCGGGAAGGGCUUCAGCCGGAGCUCCCACCUCAAAUCGCACCGGAGAGUCCACACAGGCGAGCGACCCUACCCGUGUCCCGACU